Hippopotamus amphibius kiboko is the source of this 2774-nucleotide messenger RNA. RefSeq names its product exonuclease 3'-5' domain containing 1 (gene EXD1). Gene Ontology annotation, biological process: nucleobase-containing compound metabolic process. NCBI's taxonomy places the organism in Eukaryota, Metazoa, Chordata, Mammalia, Artiodactyla, Hippopotamidae. The transcript is spliced from 12 exons. The record is from RefSeq and is a predicted model, not a curated record. Bases 266 to 1981 code for a protein of 571 amino acids. Gene Ontology annotation, molecular function: 3'-5' exonuclease activity; nucleic acid binding.
UAGUUUGUUUGGGGGACUGUCCUUUGAUAACCGCCACCGCGGGCUUGGAACUCGCCGAGAGUUCUUCCUUAACAGCAGUCCCUCCUUUUUUAGUCCAAGACUGCAGCUCGAGGCACUCAUCAUUUGGCUGAAAUAAAGACAAGAUUGCCCAGACUUCCGUCGGAGGAAAAAAACAGCAAACCCUAACGGCGGAGGAGAGAGAAUUUUUAGCGGGUUUGGAUACUUACAGAAAAUUAUUUGAAGACUCCUUUUGGAAUCAAAUAGCAUGGAUCCCAGCAGUGACUACCAUUUCCUCAACCAGAUUUUGUGGAGAAGAGUGAAACUCACACUGGUUUCUGGCAUCUUUGAGGGAGUGCUCCAGCAUGUGGAUGCUAACAAGAUUGUUGUCCUGAAGAAAGUGAAGAAUGUGGAGACUGGUCAUAGUGUCCCAGGAGUGAAGAUGUUUUUUGGACAUGAGAUUGUGAAUGUGGAGCUACUGGAUGAAGAAGAACAAGGUGCAGUAAGAGAAAAGGCAUCUUCUAUUAGUCUAAGUACAGAAAGGACCAGGAUGGAUACAGUAGAAGAUGAGGUUCUAAAUACCAGUAAGCCUGCUCCUCCUGCGCCUGCGGCACCAGCCACCUCUCUACUGAAUAACCUCAAGUACAGCCCUUCAGAGGAAGAGGAGGUGACAUACACAGUUAUUGAUCAGUUCCAGCAGAAAUUUGGUGCUGCAAUGCUCCACAUCAAGAAGCAAGUUGUCCUGAGUGUGGCAGCAGAAGGAGCUAAUGUGUGUCGUCACGGGAAACUAUGUUGGCUUCAGGUGGCCACAAAUAGCCGAGUUUACUUAUUUGACAUUUUCCUUCUGGGAAGUCGUGCUUUCAACAAUGGACUUCAAAUGGUAUUAGAAGACAAGAGAAUUCUGAAGGUUAUCCAUGAUUGUCGUUGGCUUUCCGAUUGCCUUUCUCAUCAGUAUGGAAUUUUGCUGAAUAAUGUCUUUGACACCCAGGUAGCAGAUGUCCUUCAAUUUUCCAUGGAAACAGGUGGCUUUCUUCCAAACUGCAUUAGUACUUUACAGGAGAGUUUAAUCAGACACCUUAAAAUAGCCCCUAAAUAUCUCUCCUUUCUAGAAGAGAAACAAAAAUGGAUUCGGGAAAACCCAGAAUUGUGGUUCACACGACCUCUUUCACCCUCUUUGUUGAAAAUUUUGGCCCUGGAAGCUACCUACCUGCUCCCCCUUCGCUUGGUACUACUGGAUGAAAUGAUGUCUGACCUAACUACCCUGGUGGAUGGGUACCUAAACACCUACCGAGAAGGGUCUGCAGACCAGCUGGGAAGCAUGGAGCCUACGUGUAUGGAGCUCCCAGAGGAACUGCUUCAACUCAAGGACUUCCAGAGGCAGCGCAGAGAGAGAGCUGCAAAAGAAUAUAGAGUAAAUGCACAAGGACUCCUAAUAAGGACAGUACUACAGCCAAAGAAGUCUGUGACAGAGACAGCAGGGAAAGAGGGAAAAGUAAGAGGUUUCUUACUUUAUAAAAAUUCUAGGCUUGAUAAAGCUCCAAAUUUUACAUCUCAUGAGGAUGAAAAUUUGCUGAAAGAAGAAUCUAAGAGUAAACAAACCACAACGGAACCUCAACAUCUACCUCCCAUAAAGGAAGAAGUCAGUGAGGAUUCCAGUAACAAACGAAUUUGCCCUGAGUCAGAGGGGUUUAAGGACCAGAGAAUAACUCAAAAAGAAUACCUCAAGAUACCUAAACAAGAGUUUCAGACAAAUUUAUCUUUGAAAGAGGAGAUAGAACAGUUACUGAUGGUGGAAAACAAGGAAGAUCUAAAAUGUACAAAACAAGAUGUUUCAGUGUCUCCUUCUCUUCCUCAGGAAACCAGAGUGUCUCCAAGUGACAUUUUUCAUCCUUUUAGAAAAGCUGUGCUUCCCACACUUCCUCCCUGCCCAGCUUUGGAGAAGACUGAUUCCUGGAUGAAUCCAGAGUCUCCCAAUCUGCCUUAGAGAUCUGCAGUUUGUUCUGGAGGCCAGUAAACGUGAUUUAUUUCCUCUGCCAUCAGGGCCUUCCUCAGUGCUUAAGUUUCUCAUGUUGUAAAUUCAGUUUUGCCUCAGUCACAGCUUCGGGGAAAAUUAUAUCCUCUUGCUUACUCCUAUAUUCCUGGAAUUUGAUUAGGAUGGGAAUGAAUAAGUUGAAUAAUGGAAAAAGUAAGUUUUCUGAUUAUAUCACUGUGGCCAGGCUGAAUUAUUUCUCAUAAUGUGGGUUUAAAGGAUUUGAAGAAGGGAAAAAUUUUGGACUUAGUGUCUGGAAAAAUCAUAUAGAUUCUUCUUUUAAAUUUUUUGUAUUUUUUGGUUUGAAGGGGGUUGGUAAAACUCCUAGCCAUAAGUUAAAAAAACAUUGGUACCUGACAACUUUACCAGUACUUUUUUCCAUUUUAAGAUACUAACUUUUUCAGUUAUACCUCAAUAAAGCUGAAAAAUACUAACUUUAUUUUUAAAUUUUAAAUGUUUGGUCUGUCUUAUGUCAUAGACAAGCGAUAGUUUAUGUUAUUACAGGAAUCAGUAUCCCAGUUUUAAUUUAUUUUCAUUCCAUUUACUUUUACAGAGUUUUGUCCAUUUCCCUAACAGAGCAGGGGCUUCUUUAGAGUAUGUUUAUUAUGUAAACGUGAAGUUUGAUUCCACUCUGUUUGCCUGGAAUUGGUAUGCUUACUUAGGGUGCAAGGAAGGUAGCUUGUACCAAGCCCUUUUUAUAUUGAAUACUUGCAAGUUGCUGACUUUUUUUGUGUAUAAUAACCAAUAA